This is a messenger RNA of Ceratina calcarata, 2616 nucleotides long. RefSeq lists its product as uncharacterized. Bases 18 to 2549 code for a protein of 843 amino acids. Lineage: Eukaryota; Metazoa; Arthropoda; Insecta; Hymenoptera; Apidae. The record is from RefSeq and is a predicted model, not a curated record. The transcript is spliced from 9 exons.
AGCUGGCCGAAACAGAAAUGGGACAGGCGUGGUGCAAAGAGAAGACCACGAAGGCGCAGGACUCCAAGUCUCCUUUGGAUCGGGUUUUCGUACGCUGCGCACACCGGAUUUACCCUAGUCUGAAGGAAGAGGGAUCGGUCCUAGGCGGUGCCACGCAAAGGGUGACGAGCUCGGAGAUAGGGUACGCUGGGUCUCCGCCAAGGGAGGCGCUGACUAGGGGCAUGAGCAUAGAUUCCGUGAACAGGCCCUUUCAUCCGAGCGACUGGGUCGACGUGAACCUCGAAGUGCCAAGCACACCGACGAGGCCGGGCUCGGCGCUCACGAAUUUAAUCGUCGACACGAGCCCCUGCUCGGCCACCACUCCCACGUCCAGCUGUUCGAAUUUGAAGGACGUGACGCCGAUCCCGCCACCGAGGCGUCGAAAACGCAACAAGGGUAGGCCGUUGCCGCCGAAACCGGACGAGGUCGGCUCAGAUCAGACAUCGAGCGAUUCGAGGCGAAUCAAAACCUGCGGCGACGAACCAUUAUACUCGUCGGUGAGGUCGCCGAAAACCAGCGAAAACGAACACGAGACGAACGAGGUGACUGAACAUCGUACAAAGGACGACGAGGCUGUGCGCAAAGACGGUAGAAGGGUGAAGGAGAUUUACGAACACAAGGUUAACGGUACCGGAAGGAUAAUAUCUAGUGACGUGGUCUCUGGUAGGAGGUCUAUCGAGAAUAGUCAGCAUCAACGCAAUGCUCAGGAGAGCGAGGAGUACGAGAGAUUCGCGAGGAGUCGAACGAGCUGGAACUCGUCGACUCCAAAUCGUGAGGAGAAAAGGGGGCCUAUUGAGAAACAGAUCAGAGAUUCCACGGAGAAUUCGAGAUCUAAGAACUACAGCACCGUGAGCCUGCCGAAUUAUGACGAGUUGGAUACAACUAGGCAUCGGUCAAAAGACGAAGACCACGAUGGUUAUCAGGCCCAAACGAAAAGGGCCAGGAGACCCGUCAGGAGUAGCACUGGAUCUCUUCCGGCUGAAUCCUUCCUCUCACCGUUUUCUGAGAAAACGAGCGUGCGACUGGAGGACUACAUACCGAGAUCCGAUAACCUGUCGCCGUAUCAGCUCCUGGAGAAUCUUGAUGCAUCCAGGACAAACGGGACAGUGGUAAGGGACGAGUACCUGAAGUACGACCCGAGUAAAUCUGAGGAUUGGGAGCUGGCUGACAUCGAUAAUUGCGAAUUAAAUCACCGGCGCCGACCCUCCUUCGAGAGGAUCAAUGAGGAGGACCGUGUACGCGGCGAAGAUGUUGUCGACUUCUCAGGUCGAGAAGAUGCAAGUGGAUCUCCUUUGUUAUCAACGAUUUAUCUAGAGAAGCCGGAAUCGUUUGGAAAAACAGCCUCGCCGGUACUCGGGCAGCCUGUGUACGCCGAAGUGGAUCCAAAUAGAUCGCAUUUGAGGUAUUUUGAACCUCCUAUGUUGACGGAUAAUUGCAAAAUUUCAACUGCACCCGAGUCUGUACCCAAAGAACCGUUUUUCCUGGACGAAGCGAAACAUCGUGCAGCUUUAGAUACGAUCUCUGAAGGAAGAUCAGAUCGACCAGACCAGUCGAGGACGAUAUUCGCCAGAAGUCCGUCGAACGAGAGCGAGCCGAGCGAGGAAGCAUACGAGACGAAAGAACUACAGAACCGCGCAGGCGGCCUGAUCAAAACCAUCUCCGAGGAGUCCCUGCCACGGGAGAUGUUAGAGGAAGAUGUGGACGAGUUCUUCGACGAGAAACACGCCAAGGAUGAACACAACAAAUUAAGAAAGAGCCUGGAUGAGUGGAAGACCAGCACGCCACCGCCCAGUCCCGAGCCGAGGAUCAAACCCGAGAUCCAGGACUCUGAUCAUUCGACGUUGUUGAAAGUACUUAAAGAGGAAGCUGCUGACGGAAGUAACUUAAGCUCGAUGACACCGAGUCUAAACGAAUUGGAGGCUGCCUUGUCGGACAUGUUAGAGAAAGAGGACUCGCAAGAAGGGUUCAAAGAGGCGCAGACUAAUGGGGCUAAUAAACAGAUUUUGAAGAAGUUAGAAUCUGAAACCAAGGAGCAAAGUGAAGCUAACAAGCUUGGCGAAGAGAGCCCGAUGAAAGCAAACUCUCAGAUCUCAGGCGUGGAAAGUGAUCAGAAUCUAGUCGGUCAAUCAGCUGAAGGGAAAAGCGAGGUUUCAGCAUCUUUGAAGCAAAUUCUUGAUAUGAAGGCCAUAGGAAGAAAGAUCUCGUUUUGCUCGUGGGAGGAAUCCGUAGCAAAAAUGGAAAGUCCGGACGAUCAGCUGGAGAUCGAGGUUCAGGUAGAUUCUGAUAAGGAUAAUCGAAAAAUAGAAAAUGUAGUGUGCCCUACGGAUAUCCCGCCAGAAAAGCCGAGCAGGUUGAAUAGAAGUUUGGAAGAUGUAAUAGAGAACACAGAUACCGCCCCUACACCUCCGCGAAGAAGAAACAGGAGCCACGGUAUGACCAAAAGAGUGUCUGAAGUGACGCGCAAUGGUUCUGUUAUUACCGAAUCCCUCCCUAAUGAUAGACUUAUUUAAUUGUCUUCGGUUGUAACUAGACUGCGGAUAAUUAUGCUUUUAUAAAAAAAAUAGUAGAUGUAAUAUA